GGACAAAGAGCUGCAAUGGACGGUGAUGUUGCGGUUGGUGUGAAGAGAGGCUCAGAUGAGCUCAACAUGUACGGCAGCAGCCCCAACUCUAUGACCGCAAACGGCAGCGACAGUAAAAAGCAGCGUCUGGAUGAAUCCCCUCCCUCCAGAGUUCUCCACAUCAGGAAACUUCCCAAUGAAGUAUCAGAGACAGAAGUCAUUGCUCUGGGGCUGCCCUUUGGAAAGGUCACCAAUAUACUGAUGCUGAAGGGCAAGAACCAGGCGUUUUUGGAGUUGGGUACAGAGGAAGCAGCCAUCACUAUGGUGAACUACUACACAGCUGUCACACCACAGGUCAGAAACACUCCUGUCUUCAUCCAAUACUCCAACCAUAAAGAACUGAAAACAGACUCGGCUCUGAACCAGAGGGCUCAGGCAGUGUUGCAGGCAGUGUCAGCAGUUCAGGAUGGAAGCUCUCCAUCCUCUGACCCUGGAGUUUUGGACCUAGCUCCACCCCCUAGCCCUGUCCUGCGAAUCAUCAUCGACAACAUGUUUUAUCCUGUGACGCUGGAUGUUCUACAACAGAUUUUCAGUAAGUUUGGGACAGUGAUGAAGAUUAUAACCUUCACCAAGAACAACCAGUUUCAGGCCCUUCUGCAGUUCAGCGACCCCGUCAAUGCACAGCAAGCCAAACUGUCUUUGGAUGGACAGAACAUCUAUAAUUCAUGCUGUACUCUGCGGAUAGACUUCAGUAAACUGGUCAACCUCAACGUCAAAUACAACAAUGAUAAGAGUCGAGAUUACACCAGACCAGACCUUCCUACUGGAGAUGGGGAGUCCGCCAACAAGGAUCAUUCUUUAUUGGGUACCCCAUCUGGAGCGCUAGCUUCCUACUCUAGUGGAGGAGGUUACUCAUCUUCUCUCUCCCUCUCGCAGGGUGGAGGAGCCAUCAGUCCACUGAGUGCUGCAGCAGCAGCGGCAGCAGCUGCUGGUCGUGUUGCUCUGUCUGGGUCCGGAGUGUCAGGAGUCCUGUUGGCAUCCAACCUAAAUGAAGAGAUGGUCACGCCUCAAAGUCUCUUUACCCUCUUCGGAGUCUAUGGUGAUGUCCAGAGGGUAAAGAUCCUCUACAAUAAGAAGGACAGCGCUCUGAUACAGCUGUCUGAUGGCAACCAGGCUCAGCUGGCCAUGAGCCACUUGAAUGGUCAGAAGGUGUUCGGUAAAGUGAUGAGAGUGACACUGUCUAAGCACCAAACUGUGGCUUUGCCCAGAGAAGGAUUGGAUGACCAACUACUAACUAAAGAUUUUUCUGGCUCACCCCUCCAUCGCUUUAAGAAGCCAGGAUCCAAAAACUUCCAGAACAUCUUUCCUCCGUCUGCAACUCUUCACCUCUCCAACAUCCGGGAUGGAGUUGGAGAGGACGAUCUACGUCUUCUGUUCUCUAACAGUGGAGGAACCGUCAAGGCCUUCAAGUUCUUCCAGGACCGUAAGAUGUCUUUGAUCCAGAUGUCGUCAGUAGAGGAAGCCAUCCAGGCUCUGAUGGAGCUCCACAACUAUGACAUGGGAGGGAAUCACCACCUGAAAGUUUCCUUUUCAAAGUCUACCAUCUAACCCUCACCCCUUAACCUUACUGUCUGCGACGAGCGAGGAAGACACUACAGUUUGUCUUCUGUUCAACUUUUCUGUUAUGAGCUCUCCCCAAACCUUAAAUCAAGUACUACAGUAUUUUGUCACUGAAAUUUGCGUCAAUGUCCUUAAGAUUCAAAGAAAAACAUUUGAAGUAGUCUUCUGUUAAAAUGCUGAGAAAAUUAGACUCAGACAGUACAUUUUGUUGGAGUACACACACACCAGUCCUCAAGGUGGUUCACCGUUUGCAAAUUCCUGCUUUAGACCACGUGACAUCUUAAACACCAGCUGAAAUUUGGGUUUUUGUCAUGUAGAAGUGUACUCGAGGGUGAAUCAGUCCACUGUGACAUCACUGUUGGCUGUGGUUAGAGGUGCAGCAGAGCACACCUCCGACCACAGCCAACCACAGCCGUGGGUGGUGCUGGUGAAACACACUUCACCCAGAGGACAGUAGACCAGCACGUUUCAGCCUGUUGUUACUCUUUAAAGCAGUAGAGAGGUUUGGUUCUGUACUGACGGCCCAGUGAUCACCUGUCAGAGUGACAGUAGUCUCUUUUUCUUGGAUUUUCUCUUGAGGUUUGACUUCCUCUAAUUAAUCUCUUAUUUUUCUAUACAUUGCAUCACUACUACAGUCAUGUGACUCCAGUAGGCGGCCAUCAGCUGCUGUCAUUUGAAGAUGUGUUUUGAACCGUGCAGUUUUCUGACACACACCUUCUCUUUGUGCUGGUUCACUCCUCCAGAUCCUCCAGUCAUCCUGAUAAUGUGCACUUUGAUGCUCUCAGAAUCAAACAGAACAUCUUGGACAUUUCAAGGAGUAGAUGUGGUUGUCACUAAAGGUUUAACGUGAGAUUCAGGCUGUUCCCGCAUCUGCGAUGUAAAUAUGACCAGUUUGACAUUACCAGCAUCCAGAGUUACUUUGUAGGCAUUUAGCAACCUACACUAAAACAGCUUGUAGCUUUAACAAACCUGCUGCGCUGCAGAGAGUCACUUUUAAAUGUAGUUCAUGUACCAGACGUGACUAAAUUUUGAGGACUUGAGGAGCCAGAAAUCCUCAAAGGAAAUAGAAUAAAGUACUUGUUGUGCAGUGUGCUGCAGUUUCUGAAUUUCAAGAGGCAGCUCUUCUUAACUGGCGUACUUUCUUGUUGUUCUUCCCAUAGCUGAACAAUCACUUUGAAGCUUUUAUACAUGAUUUGAUUUAAAGCACCAAGUCCAUCGUGGGCAUGUUUGAAGGCAUUCUGGGAAAUGGGAAUAGUAAUUUGAGGCUAAUGGUGUUGAGGACUGUUGAAUACUCCUGAUGUUUCCGUUACAAAUUAACUUGGAAUGUAUUGACAUGAGCUCACUGCUGACGUGUCAUAAUAUUGAGGAUACGAAGGUGGAGCCUUCCUUGAGGAAUUGCACCACCUGGAAUGGCCCUGUUCAAAUCCCAUCCCAGUCUUUUAUAAACCAUUGCUGUGAGUGGGUGCACACACACACAUACACAGCUAGACAAGGUUCCAACAUGUGAUUCUGGUCUUGGGACCAAAGUACAUGUGCCUUUAGUGUGUGGUCUGGUUUGAUCUCCUGUGUCUUCUGAACAGAUGGUUUUACUGCUAAUGUUUGUUGGCCUUGUGUUGUAAACCUGUAGAAACAGAUUCUUUUGUUAAUUAUUUUUAAAUUGAAGUGAACCUGUCAACCUUCCCGGCCCGACUUCUUGUUUGUCUGAACAAUGUGAGUUUAUUUAUCAAGCAGAGAAAACUGCGACGGAGGCCUCAAAGUGGGUUUUUAUCCUUCAUUCAUCCGUGGUUCUCACUCACAGCGGCAGCGUUUUUCUGUUUGGAGGUUGUUGUAAAUUUUCUAUUUGAGUUCAUAUUCUUUUGUGGCAAGGUUCCCGAUUAGCCCAAAUUAAACAUGUGUUUUCUACCAACGAGCCCAAGUUAAAUUAUGUGUGUGUGUGUGUGUGUGUGGGUGUGUUGGGACUAGGUUCAGGCCUCCACUCUCAUCUGUAUCUUACCUGUCAAUAAACUUCUCUCACUCUGUUCAGGUCUGUCUCUCUGCUCUCACUUCUUUCUCUCCACUUUUCCCUCUUUUAGCUGUUAUUUGUACGUGUCUGGUGCGACAUGAAAGCGGAGUGAGGACAGGAUCACACACUCAUUUCUCAACUGCUCUGCGCUGCGCCUGCCUGUACUAACAGGUCCAUCCCUGCUCAGAGAGCUAGCAGGCAAUCAUAUCUUUGUCGCAAUUUGUGAACCUACAGCCUUGCAACAUCUCAACACAGUUCUUGCCUCCGUUGUGGGCAGAUUGAGACGGAUGAGAAAAAGCUGCUCAACAAAACUACAGACCUGAUGUCAAACUUAUAGCUGAGCUCGUGCUGAAAAAGAAAAGGUAUCAUGCAUGUGUGGUAAGGACAGAUUAAAGAGUGCAAUGACAACAAUGAAUAGAAAGGUGGUCCUGGACUCCAGAGGGGCAAUAUAAGCUCCACCUGAGAGUUUCAGUAUAUUUUGGGUCAGACCAGGUGGAGCCAGAUCACACAGGACCAUGAAACACUUUUAACUGCAGCAUAACCUGCAGUGAGACAUGCUGUAGGACAAAAACUGCAGUUUCUCUCUGCUGUGUAGUUCUGUCUCUGGGUACAAAAGAAGCAGAAGCUGUGAACAACAGGUAGGAAACACCAUCCUCAGACCAGCAGGCUACAUCUGGACCGGGAACAGUAAGAACACUACUGGUCUUUUCCUCAUUCUCACCGCUGUCGUGCUAUAAAGCCAAACAUGAAACCUGCAGCUGCAACAGUGGAGCUGCUCGCUGUCCAAAAGAUCAGACUGCGGUGUAGACGGCAGCUUCCAGACAUGAAUGUGUGAAACUGAACUAGCCCUGCAUACAUGAAAGUUGAGAAACCCCAAUUUCUCACUAUAUAGGCAGAUAGCAUGUUUUUAAAGAAGUUAAUGAAGAGUCUGAAAUGCAGGCACACAAUCCCCCAUCAAAAGCUGAACUUUUCCUUCCAUGUAUUCAGAUUUGUCCAACUGAUGUU
Molecule: messenger RNA, 4606 nt
Organism: Chelmon rostratus (copperband butterflyfish)
Lineage: Eukaryota; Metazoa; Chordata; Actinopteri; Chaetodontiformes; Chaetodontidae
Product: polypyrimidine tract-binding protein 2-like
Exons: 17
Coding region: 16-1587 (523 amino acids)
Biological process (GO): regulation of RNA splicing; mRNA processing
Cellular component (GO): nucleus
Molecular function (GO): mRNA binding
Source: RefSeq, a predicted model, not a curated record